Molecule: messenger RNA, 2967 nt
Organism: Solea senegalensis (Senegalese sole)
Lineage: Eukaryota; Metazoa; Chordata; Actinopteri; Pleuronectiformes; Soleidae
Gene: il4i1
Product: interleukin 4 induced 1
Exons: 8
Coding region: 131-1666 (511 amino acids)
Biological process (GO): amino acid catabolic process
Molecular function (GO): L-amino-acid oxidase activity; polyamine oxidase activity
Source: RefSeq, a predicted model, not a curated record
GUGUGUGUGUCUGUGUGUGUGAUCUAUUCCCUGUUGGACACACACAAGUAGAGCGGUUUCCUUUCCCUCUUAUAGUGCCGGCAUUAGCAACAGUGUGAAGACGUCCAGAUCGUGGACCUCCAUCCUUAAGAUGAUCCCUCACAUUGCACUGUGUAAAUUCAUUCCUCUGGUUCUCGUGGGGGUUGUAUUGAUCGCUGUGAGUGGGAUCACAGGAGACCCCCUGUUCGACUGCCUCCAAGACACAGACUACAGCGAGCUCCUCAACAUCGUGAAUAAAGGCCUCCCCGCCACCAGGACGCCCCGUCACGUGGCAGUCAUCGGAGGAGGGAUCGCUGGACUCACCGCUGCAAAGUUUUUGGAAGAUGCUGGACAUAAGGUCACCAUAAUAGAAGCAAGUGACCGCAUUGGAGGCCGUGUGGAGACGUUCAGGAACAGAAAAGAAGGCUGGUAUGCAGAAGUGGGAGCUAUGAGGAUUCCCAGCUUUCAUAAGAUUCUGCUUUCUGUUGCCUCCAAAUUAAAAGUUUCCCUGAACCGCUUCAUCGAAGAUGACAUCAACACGUACUAUCUGGUAAAUGGCGUCCUGCACAAAACCUACACUGUGGAAAACAACCCAGGUGUCCUCAACUACAGCUUGAACGAAAGUGAGAGAGGGAAGUCGGCCCCUCAACUCUUCAGUCAGGCACUGUGGAAGGUGAGGGAUGACCUCAGGAUCAUGGGCUGCAGUGCCAUGAUGAAUAAAUAUGAUUCCUACACAGUGAAGGAAUAUCUGGUGAAGGAGGGAAACCUGAGUCGCGGUGCUGUGAGGAUGAUCGGAGACAUUCUGAAUGAAAACGGCCUCUUCUACACUUCACUGACAGAGACGCUCUACCUCCAGUCAGACAUAAACGACCACAAUGAAUACUUUGAAGUGACAGACGGCUUCGACCACCUCCCGAGAGCCUUUUACCAGGUGUUAAAUUCCACCAUCCUUCUCAACUCCAAAGUCAAGCUGGUCGACCAAAGAGGAAGCAGCAGUGUAACUGUGACGUAUCAGGACUGGCGUAAUUCAGGCUCUCUAACCAACCUCACUGUAGAUUAUGCUCUGAUUACGGCCACAGCCAAAGCCACGCUCUUCAUUCACUUCCAGCCCCCGCUCUCCGGGGACAAGAUGGAGGCCCUGCGUUCAGUUCACUAUGCCAGCUUAACCAAGGUGAUUCUCAGCUUCAGCGUGCGCUUCUGGGAGAAAGAGGGCAUCAGAGGAGGGAAGAGCAUCACAGACCGCGUCUCUCGCUUCAUCUACUACCCCAGCCACAGCUUCCCGGGUACAGACGCAGGGGCCCUUCUUGCUUCUUACACCUGCUCUGACGAUUCCACGCUCUUCCAAGGGAUGAGUGAGGAGGAGCUGAUGGAUGUGGUUCUGGACGACCUGGUCAUGAUCCACGGAGAGGCUAUCAGGAGUGUGUGGACGGGGGGGCUGGUGAAGAAGUGGGGCCUAGAUCCUUACAGUCUGGGAGCCUUUGCCCUGUUCACGCCUUACCAGCAGGGAGACUACGCGAGGGAACUGUUCCAGCGUGAGGGACGGGUGCACUUUGCAGGAGAACACACAGCCACACCUCAUGGGUGGAUCGAAACAGCCAUGAAGUCUGCACUCAGGGCAGCAAAAAACAUUAACAGCCUGACUCUGUAGUUUUAUUUGUGAUUUGUAUACAGUAACACUAAAAAAACAUGAGCAAACAAUUGCUUGGGUUGUCAAAAUACCUGCUGAUUAUUUUUUAACGAUUAAUUUAUCAUCAAAAUAAUUCAUAGAACAGCUGAGCUCCUGGUGGAGCAGACGGUUAUCUCUCAAUACCAGAGACCGUUAAGUCAUGUAAUUCAUUUCUCUACUUUCUUUAAUUUCGGCUGCUCCAUAUUUUACCCGUAUGUACGAGAAAAUGAAAUAUAGGACACCACUUCAUCUAAGACGACUUUAAAGUGUACUUGUUCAAUUUCGCUGGUAAAAAGUGCUUAUACGAGGAAUUCUGUUCACUGAACACCAGUCACACCACGCGAGGACAGUAGACAGGAUUUCUUUGGCGUCACUGAUGACUAAAUCCAUAAUAACCGUUCAGUAAAUCAAGUAAUCUGAGCGAGAAUGACGCUUCUGCACUUUCUUCAAUGCUCUUUUUACAAACCUAUCACAUUACUUGUUCAGAUUACCAACUUUAUAGUUCAAAUCUGAUUCAUUCCAGAUCAGAUUGACAGUUCAUAUUCGUAGUCUUGUGCAUCUGAAAGUGUUCGUCUCCUCUCAAACAGUCCAAUAGCAAAAUAACAGAAAAAUUCAUAAUUGUGAGAGCACUCUGUACUGAAGUGGCAAAUAAGAUAAGAUGUAGCUUUAUUGAUUCUUCAUAGGGUAAAUUCCGAAACAGAAGCUAUCGCAGUCAGUUUGUGAGAGAGUGAGCUCUGUAAAGCCACACACUGCCAGAGAAGGCCGAUUAUGUUCCUGCUAAAUUCAUUUGUAUAAGCAAAAAAAACUGUUCUCACUAGUGUGACCUGGCCACGUAUCUAGGUCCACAUACUGAAGUGACACAAAUGAUUUAAUAUAAAACAGAAUUGAUGGUUGGAUUUCUGUGACCACACAACCCUGAACAUGUUAGAUCAGAUGAGAUCACAUCAGUAGGAUAAAGACAGUACAAGUUACUUAUGGCUGGUAAUCUGAAUGCACCCAAUGUCCAUUCACAGGGAUGUUUAUCUUUUUAAACCCAUCUCACAAAAUAGCCUUUCCCUGGACUCCAACAAUAUUUCCCCCCCCCACAAUUUCUGAAAAACAAACGGUCUCAAAACUAAGACACUUGUCAUGUAAUUAAGAAUUGUUAAACUUGUAUAUUUAUUUCCAACUUCAUUCAGUUCCAUUAAAUUCUGUAUGUGUACACUUGUCUUUAAAGUCAUGCUUUCAUGUGAACUUUCACUUUUCAACAUACAACUUUUUGUAAAUAAAUAUGUGAAAACAAU